This is a messenger RNA of Dendroctonus ponderosae (mountain pine beetle), 1830 nucleotides long. RefSeq lists its product as uncharacterized. The transcript has a single exon. Gene Ontology annotation, molecular function: ubiquitin-protein transferase inhibitor activity. Gene Ontology annotation, cellular component: cytoplasm. The coding region runs from base 122 to 1738 and encodes 538 amino acids. The record is from RefSeq and is a predicted model, not a curated record. NCBI's taxonomy places the organism in Eukaryota, Metazoa, Arthropoda, Insecta, Coleoptera, Curculionidae.
CGUUGUAAGUGUUUUGAUUCCAUCUGCGACAUGUAGACGGGCAGCAAUUGUCAGUUUUUUCAUUACAUCACGUAGUGGAACUUGUUUGCAACUCUAAGACGCGAAUGGGACGUAUAGUAAAAUGUAUCCGGAACCGUAUAAUAGUGUAGAAGCAGUUAAGAAAAUUUGCGUCAACUUCGAACAUAUCCGGAGGGUGGACCUUGAUCGUGUCCUCCGACUGCUCAGAGUUGAAAAAAACGUUGCAAUCGUCGAUCAGUGUUCACUGUACAUGAUCUCUUUUAUAGCCGAGAUCCUGACGAAAGACAAUUAUGCGAAUAAUCGAGAAGUGUAUGAUGCCUGCAAAAAUUUGCUCGAUUUUCUCGCUGAGAAGAGCAAUAGUGAAAUAACGGGCUAUCAGCUAACCAACUUAUUGCAAUCGGCUGACCGCGACGAAACGUUUAUAAUUACACUGCAAGCAUUGGGGCCGACAAUGCGUAAACACCACCACCAGUCGUUCGAGAGCUGGCGAAGCCGUUCCUUUUCGAUCAUUAGAAGGUAUUUGGAGGAAGUCGAUGUUCCAAAUCAAGACCCGAAGAAGAUCAUCGAUUUAUACAAAGCCAUUGUAAAAUUUUACGAGACCACAAUUGAUGGAACAAAAAACCCGGAGCUGCUUAAGGGGAUGAUACCGCAUUUGAUUCAGCUGUUAGGAAAUCCACUCUGCUUCACACAAGAUGCCUCGAGCAAAAGCCUGGAUAUUGAAUUCGGAAAGGUUAUGCAAAAAACGGUUGCCAACAUAUUCAGAACUAUGGAUGAUCCCUUGGGGUUCCUGCAACAUCCGCCUUAUAUGAGAUUCCAUCCAGAUGAGUUGGCGAUUGCCCAUUUAUUUUACUGGGUUUACUGCGAGGGCGUUUGCCUGCAGGCAGUUCCCAAGGUAUACAGCCCCAAGUUCGUAUUCGAAUUAUCCGUCGCUUUGAUGUGCGCAUUACUAGAGAGCGAGCAUGAUGGGUUAGUUGAAAAGGCCAUCAAGUUGGCCAGUCGCCUGCUUAUUCCUCUUAAAGAGGAAAAAUGGUCUCAUCUGCUCCUGGAACUAGAAUCAACUGGACAGUUCAUUUCGCUUCUGGCCACCACAAUUGUCUAUAACAAUACAAGAGAAAUCAGGCAGAUGGCCCUAACGUGCCUCACCACUUUUAUAUUACAAUUCGACACCACAGGAGUGUACUUGAUAUUGAAGCACUCGCUGGCCGUACAAAGUCACAGUGGCCUCAAGGGGUAUCUAAUCACGCUCUACAAGGAUCUGAUCCAUCGAGAAUGGGGCGAUGAUAUUAGUGAAUACUUGAAAGGAGUCCAUUUAAAACGCUUUUUAAGCGCUUGUUGUCGUCUGAAAGGAGACGAAGACUCCAAUCUGUCGGAAGAUUCCGAACAAAUUAUAUCCGCACUCAACUUAAUUCGGUAUCUGUUGCUCAAAGACCAGAAUAAUGUCACUCAGGUUGCAAACUGGUUGGCCCUACUGGAAGACAGCUACCUGAAACCGUUAAAGAAAAGCAUCACGUUGUCAAGAAAUCGCCUUGAACAAGACAUCAGAACUCCUAUAGACGAUCAAACCAUGCCAAAAGGCGAGCUGAAUCUAAUGGUGGCCGGUGAAAAAGUGGAGCCGUCUUCUGAAGAAGAGCGAUUGGCAUCGCUCAAGAGUUCCUUAGCAGGCUUAGAUGUAAUUGAGAGUGUGUUAUCUAGAGUUGUGGAAUUGCUUGAAGAAAAAUAGUUUGUUUAUGUCCUUCGCACCGAAUUGCUUUGCUCACUAGAGCCCGGAAGUGCUGUAGAAAGUUGCUGUUUAAUAUACAUGGUAUUUCUUAA